AUGCCCAAAUACACCACCACACCCUGGCGUUCCCACUCCGACCUCCUCUCCGUCCGCUCAGACCUCUACUCCUCCUCCUCCUCCCAAGAUGAUGCCAACAACAAUCAUCGCCAACGCGCCGCCGUCUCUCGCAUCAUGGCCUGGAAAACGCGAGGCGGAAAUCUCCCCCACGCAAUCGAAAGCACCGCACUCCUCGUCGACGCCAUUCUCCACCACCACUCCUCAUCUUCAAACUCUUCAAACUCCACCUCCACCUCCCUCUUCAGCAUCCGCGCCGUCUAUUCCGCGGCCUUCACACGCUUCGUAACCGGAUUCUGCGACAUUGGAAGACAAAAAGAACGAUCAUUGGAACCGAGUUCGAUGUUGGAGAUGGCGAAGCAAAUGGGAAUGAAAGCGGAAUUUGUCGCGUUGAGACAUGAGGCGACGCAUGAGGAAUUGCCGAGUUUGCGGAGAUUGGUCAAGGCGACGGGGGAGGCGUUGGAGUGGUUGUGGAGGGUUUAUUGGAGUCGGUUGGAUGAGGGGGAGGGAGAGUUGCAGCAGGCGGGGAUGGGGAGUGUUAUUUUUACUUCUACUACUAAUGUUGCUGAGAAAGAAGGACGAGGAGGAGGAGGAGGAGAAAUUUCAAUGGCAGAACAUCUACGAGAUGAUGUCAAAGGGCAGGCGAGAGAGAUUUUCAAAGCGUAUCGCGCCGCGAGAAGGGAGGCGUUGAAGAUGAAGAAGAAGAAGGCGACGAGAGAUCAGAAAGAAGAAAUGAGAGCGACGAGUAAAGCUUUGAGAAGUCUGAUGGGCACGAGUAAAUUGCGAAUACGAGCUGUGGCAGAUGUGCUUGUAGAAGAUCGAUUUCUGAUUCCUUCGAAACGAGAACUCGGCGCCCCCUUAAACGGCGCAUAUCUCCUCUGGGACAGCUUAUUGCGCGACCUAGCAACGCACAGUCCCAACCACUUCCUCCUUACCAUAUGCACUCGCCUCGUGGAAGGAGUAAUAGUAGUAGCAGCUCCUCAGAAUAAUCAAGGAGGAAGAAAAGAACAAGAAGAAGAUGACGAUGACGCGAAAGAACAAAAAGCGAACAACGAGGCAUCGUGCCAAUGGUGCAUACACAUGCUCGACUACGCCGUAUCUCCUCAGCAGCGGAAUGCGUGCAUGGGGGAGAUGAUGGCUGCGUGUUGUAUGGCUACGGGGUAUUGGCCGAGGUGGCUUUCAAGGCGUUUACUCGAUUUGGGUAGUGUGCAGUUUAGAGGGAAUUGGCGGCAUCUUGUGGAGGAGGAGGAAGGUGUCGCUGAGUCUCGGACGGAGGAGGAUGAUGAUGAUGAUGAUGAUGAUGAUGAUGAUGAUGAUGAUGAGAGAACAGAAGACGUGGUCAUGCAGGAGGAUGGCAUUUUUGCUGCAGCAGCAGCAGCAGAGGAUGCGAGCAACGCAAUUGCAAGCACUUCCCGCAACUAUGUCGAGCUGGGAGGCUGGAUGCGAGCUGCGACGCCUGUAGGACUACCGAUUGGGAUGAUUCGAUAAAAUCCGUACCUGAUAGGGCAGAUUUCUUUUUGGAGCAUUGUCAUAUGCUUGCCAACACACUCCUUCGCAUGUAAAGGUGGGUCCCACCCCCUUGACGUGGAGAGACGAGAAUAAUGGGCUCUGCGGCUCGUUUUCGUGGUCCUGAUUCCCACGCCUCCCAAUAAUACCUUAAUCUUCUCCUUCUCGUUCGAAUAGAAGGAGACGCCAUGUCUUCUCCGUCCUUGGCAUCACAUGCGAAACGAUAUUCUCCCGCCAGCCCAGUGCUCUCCUGCCCGGCUCAUCUGCACAGGCCAAUCGUAUGUCUGCGUUCUUGCCUGCUCUCAUGUCUGCCACGGGAAAUGCAAAGUCCCCUUAUUAUCCCAGUAUUUCCCCCCUUUGAUGCAGUCCAAGGCUUCUCAACCGCCUCCCGCCUUAAUCGCAUCCUCGCGCUCCAAAACACUCUCCUUGAACCUCAACAAAAAAAUCGUCUUACCAGGCCACAUCUCAUCCCCUUCUCCCGCCCAAUGCGCAGUAACCCCUUCCGUACGAAAUCCCGCAGCAUCACACACACCUUCAAUAAUCCCCGCCACAAACGCUGCACAAUUCAACUGACUCAUUUCUUUGGGAAUGCUAAUAAAAGUAUUCACCAAAGGCUCAUUAUCCACAAUCAUAUACUCAUUUUUCUUCGUAUUACUCUGCUCCAACGCGUCCGCACUCCGAUUGAACAGCGCUCUCCACAGCGCUCCAUGGAUAAAUUGCAGCAAAUCCAACAUCCGAGUGGGACGUGACGCCGUGCGUGGUGGAAGUCUGUAGAGUACCAAGUCGAGCAUUUUGAUGCCAAUAGGGUAUCCUGCGCGGUUGAGACGGGUUUCGAUUUCGCUGACGGAGCCUGAUUUGGCGUGGUGGUAGGUGAUGAGGGUGUUGAAGAGGUAGGCGAAGGAGGCGAGAGAGGCUUCGCUGGUUUUGGCGCGGUUGAGGUUGCGGUCGUAGAUGGUUUUUCUGUUGGAGGGAUAUCGUAGUGUGGAUACGAAGGGCUUCGCCUGCGUGAUGGGGACGUAGUUGUCCUUUUGGGGCACUGGCGGUGGUCCACUCAUGCCCGGCAUGUUUCGCUCUCUGUCUCUCUAUUCCUGCUGCCUCUUUCUUCCGUCUUUUGCCUUUCCGUCGUGCGUGGGCGUGUGCGUGGGCGUGGGCGCGUGCGCGUGUAUGGCGGCGGUCGCAGAGGCGUUUCCCCGAGACCAGAAUAGCCGAUGUGAACGGCAGGGUGAGGGUGACGGCAAGGAGUGGAUUUUCACAUGCUAACGGUGUUGCGGUGUUGUGCCUUUCACAAGCUUGCGAUUCAUGGUGACGAGGUGAUCACAGCCACGGUAGGAGGUAGCACAAGACGGACGGGCAACACGGGUCACCACCGGGCGCGGAGAAUGUUGACGUGGACCGCGGAC
Molecule: messenger RNA, 2924 nt
Organism: Sphaerulina musiva SO2202
Lineage: Eukaryota; Fungi; Ascomycota; Dothideomycetes; Mycosphaerellales; Mycosphaerellaceae
Product: Las1-domain-containing protein
Exons: 2
Coding region: 1-1506 (501 amino acids)
Biological process (GO): maturation of 5.8S rRNA; maturation of LSU-rRNA
Cellular component (GO): preribosome, large subunit precursor; Las1 complex
Molecular function (GO): endonuclease activity
Source: RefSeq, a predicted model, not a curated record